Schistocerca americana (American grasshopper) is the source of this 570-nucleotide messenger RNA. RefSeq names its product nascent polypeptide-associated complex subunit alpha, muscle-specific form-like. The transcript is spliced from 2 exons. NCBI's taxonomy places the organism in Eukaryota, Metazoa, Arthropoda, Insecta, Orthoptera, Acrididae. The record is from RefSeq and is a predicted model, not a curated record. Bases 1 to 570 code for a protein of 189 amino acids.
AUGUGGGCAUACGGACUGCUACUGAGGCGGGGGAAACCGACGCCCCCGGCGGGGGAAACCGACGCCCCCGGCGGGGGAAACCGACGCCCCCGGCGGGGGAAACCGACGCCCCCGGCGGGGGAAACCGACGCCCCCGGCGGGGGAAACCGACGCCCCCGGCGGGGGAAACCGACGCCCCCGGCGGGGGAAACCGACGCCCCCGGCGGGGGAAACCGACGCCCCCGGCGGGGGAAACCGACGCCCCCGGCGGGGGAAACCGACGCCCCCGGCGGGGGAAACCGACGCCCCCGGCGGGGGAAACCGACGCCCCCGGCGGGGGAAACCGACGCCCCCGGCGGGGGAAACCGACGCCCCCGGCGGGGGAAACCGACGCCCCCGGCGGGGGAAACCGACGCCCCCGGCGGGGGAAACCGACGCCCCCGGCGGGGGAAACCGACGCCCCCGGCGGGGGAAACCGACGCCCCCGGCGGGGGAAACCGACAAUCGCUGCCAUAUACAGCCACUGUCACAGAGAAGGACAAAGGUGCCCACAAAAAGCAAGGCAACAUUGGUGUUUGGAGGCUGGUGUAA